AUGCAAAAAAAGAAAGGGCAUUCCAAGAAUCUAUCAAAAUAAGCUAUUGAUUUAAUUAAUUACUAUAAUAACUUAAGGACAUCUAUUACUAAUGAAUUUGCGAUGAUGAAUUUAAAUAAAAAAAUGUCAUUAUACAUAGCUGAUUAACCUAUUGCAGAAGAAGAUGUUGAGGAUUCUCCUAUUAAGCUCUAAAGAAAUUGCUCAAAGACAGAACAUAUUAAUAUCAAUAUAUAUGCAUAAACAUUCGAUUUAGAUGAAGAAUUAUAAUAAGAUGUAAAAUAGUUAAAAUAAACUUUAAAUUAAAGAAUAACAUAACUAAAAAGCAUAAUACACCAAUCAGAACAAAUGAAAAGUAUGAAAAAUUAAAAUAACAAAGAAAAUUAAUGCUAAAAUAAUCAAAACUAUGCUAUAAAUAAAAUGGCAAUAAAAAAAAGAGUUUGA
This is a messenger RNA of Paramecium tetraurelia, 441 nucleotides long. RefSeq lists its product as uncharacterized. Lineage: Eukaryota; Ciliophora; Oligohymenophorea; Peniculida; Parameciidae. The record is from RefSeq and is a predicted model, not a curated record. The transcript has 3 exons.